Molecule: messenger RNA, 1898 nt
Organism: Nothoprocta perdicaria
Lineage: Eukaryota; Metazoa; Chordata; Aves; Tinamiformes; Tinamidae
Gene: CHMP4C
Product: charged multivesicular body protein 4C
Exons: 5
Coding region: 14-721 (235 amino acids)
Biological process (GO): vesicle budding from membrane; late endosome to vacuole transport via multivesicular body sorting pathway
Cellular component (GO): multivesicular body; cytoplasmic side of plasma membrane; ESCRT III complex
Source: RefSeq, a predicted model, not a curated record
GAGCGCGGGCGCCAUGAGCAAGAUCUCGAAGCUGCUGAAGGGGGGCGGCGCGCGCGGGUCCCCCAGCCGCGGCGCCCCCUCGGCGCAGGAGGCCCUGGCGCGGCUGCGGGAGACCGAGGAGAUGCUGAGCAAGAAGCAGGCGUUCCUGGAGGGCAGGAUCGAGCGGGAGCUCGCGGCCGCCCGCCACCACGGCACCCGCAACCGCCGAGCUGCCUUACAAGCACUGAAGAGAAAAAAGAGGUAUGAGAAACAGUUGAGUCAGAUCGAUGGCACACUCUCAACCAUUGAGUUCCAGAGAGAAGCACUGGAAAAUUCUCAUACCAACACAGAAGUGCUCAAGAACAUGGGUUAUGCUGCACAAGCUAUGAAAAAAGUGCAUGCAAAUAUGGACUUAAAUAAAAUCGAUGAUUUGAUGCAAGAUAUCACUGAACAGCAAGAUAUCGCCCAGGAAAUUUCAGAAGCUAUCUCAAACCGAGCUGGGUUUGGUGAUGAGUUUGAUGAGGAUGAGUUGUUGGCAGAGCUGGAAGAGCUGGAGCAGGAAGAGAUGAACAAGCGGACGGCAGAGGUGCGACUGCCCAGCGUGCCGGCCGGCCCGCUGCCCGCCCGCCCCGGUGAGCUGCCUGCCCUCAGUGACUGUUGUUCAUGUCUCUCUGCAGCAUCGAGCAGGAAGAGAGUGGAAGAUGAAGAGGAUAUGAAGCAGCUAGCUGCCUGGGCUUCCUAAGAGCGUGCUCUUCUUGUAACCGUGAACAUGAUAUUGCAGAUGUAAAGCACUCUAAUACUAUUUUAUAGCAUUACCGAUUCAGUGGGUUGCAUUUUGCACAGGCUGGACCUUUUAUUUUAAGACCAAUUUGGCUAGAAAUAAUUGUAUGACGACCACAUUGCUGAAUUAGUUUAAAGGCAAAACAACAAAACCGAAAACCAACCUCUGUAACUGCCAAAACUCUCCAGUCCUCCAAGCAGCAGAGUUUUUCCACCCUUGGCCAAAGGUUUGCUUUGCCAUUAGAAUGAUGGCACUAUGUGGGUAUUUUUAUUGCUAUUGGUUUUUUUUAAAGUUAAUGUCUUACUACUGCUCCCUAUUUUGUGGGACCUGUGUAUCCCACUUAUGCACACACAGCUGCACAUAGGAGGAUUCAGUUCCUGUUUGUAUUCAGUUCCUGAGUGUUAUAUUUGAAAUGACCUUUUCACUCUGAUYGAAAGCUGAACAUAAUGCACCCUUGCAAAGCUGAUGUGCAUUAGUGCCAUGCUGACUGCUUUUUGACUUGAGGAGUAAAUGCCACUCGGAGUGCUGAACUACUGCAUAKGUAGGCAAAUCACUCUUAUGAUGGAAAGCAGAAGUUUGAUAAACUACYUUGUACGAACAAAUUUUAUUAAAUAAGACUUAAGGUCUGAACUAUUAGCUUGCUGUCAAUCACAAUAAAAUAGAAAAACACUGAGGGUGGCCGGGGAAACUGGAAAGCAGAGUAGCAGUGGUUUUGGUUUCUUGCUUUCAAAUUAUUCUAAAUUCACUGGUGAUUGAACCAUCUAGGAAAUAAUGGGAGACAUGGUGUCUGUAGAAGCAGARGGCAGAUCACUUCUUAGGGUGGCUUUAGCUUGUGAUUUGCUGGGUCUGGCCGAUGCCUUCAGCCAAGUGCCUAUUGUAUUUUACAUUAAGCAUAAAUAUUAGCAUGUAUAUUUCUGGACACUGCAUGCUCAGAACCUUUYAUCUUGAGUUCUGUGGAUGAAGCCAAAAAUUUACUCCGUAGAAAUGGCYUUUGCCUUUUCAGAACUCUUGGUCUCUGCAGUGGAAUUGCCUUUGGUUUGGAUCCAUAUGAGUGGAGAACUUGAGCCUUGYCAAUUUAUUUCAGUUAAAUUUCCUAUUGGAAAAAGAUUAAGGGUGUAAUUCCAUCCUAAGGUUUGGA